Molecule: messenger RNA, 1402 nt
Organism: Drosophila arizonae
Lineage: Eukaryota; Metazoa; Arthropoda; Insecta; Diptera; Drosophilidae
Source: RefSeq, a predicted model, not a curated record
GCACAUUAUCCUUUGCGCUGCUUAUCAGCGCUUUGCACGCCUGAGCGCGCAAUGAAAUAGAAAAUUCGAUUUUCCGCAAUUGAAAAUGUUCUUAUCAAACACUCAACCAGGCAGCCAGUCGGCCAGGCAGGCAGUAAAGGCAGCCUGGGCAGCCAGCUAGCGCUUCCUGCAGUCUCAUUUGGCCUCUGCUGCUGAAGCGAACAGGACGUGUCCAUGGCGAGCAUUGAGAGCGAGUUGGCGCAGUUUGUGGCGCAGUGCCGGAAGCAGGAAUUCAGCGAGUCGGAAAUGCGCAGCAUAUGCCAGCCAAUCCUCUGGCAUUGGCGACUACUGAAACUGAGAAAGUGGGUGCAGUGGCUCCUGCUGCCCGCAGUGCUGGUCUAUCUGCUGUGGAGCUGCUGCGACAGCUGUGCCUGGACAUUGAGCGCCCUGGGGCGCCUGCUCCUGAUCGAGCUGCUGCCCUAUUGGGACUGGACGCUCUACUACAAUGCCAAGUGCCUGAUCGAACGGGAGUCGGAGCGGAGCACUGACUGGCAGCCGAAGCCGCUGGGCAGACACGAAACUCUCUGGGAGAACUGUGCGCUGUGCGAGCAGCUGGAGAGCAUUCCCGUCGUCUCUAAUGCCAGCUACUCCCUGCUGGAAGCGGAGUAUCUGGAGCGCGGUCUGCCAGUUAUCGUGAGCGACUGCCAGCUCGAGCUGAGCUUGGACCAGUUGCUGCAGCGAUUGCUGGAGCGGGCACCAGAGCUGCUCUCCAGCGAGCCCUGCGACGUCUCCAGCAAUCUGAUGCUGCGACAGCUCUUCAAUUUGGAUGCUGCGCUGCAGAAGAUUCCAACCAGCCCCGCGUGGCAUCUGCACUUCCGCAACUGUGAGUCGCGGGCGGUGAAGGCUUCGCGCCUCUAUGCCGACAAACCCUACUACUACCCCGUGCAUCUGGAGCCCUACUACUCCAGCUGGCUGCUGCUGGCGCAUCGGCAGCAGCGCCCGCAAACGGAGAUCUAUGUGCGUGGCCUGAUCUUCAUACAACAGCUGAGUGGCCACUUCGACUGGCAGCUGCGCCCCAAGCAGCCCUGCCAGGAGUACAAUUGCCCCAAUCUGAGUCUGCGCUUGGCUGCGGGCGAGUGCCUGGUCUACUCCACGGAUCUGUGGCGUCUCAGCUACGGAGUGCAGCAGCAGCCGAAUGGUAGCGACACCUCCAUUGCCACACUGUUCGAGGUGAAUUGGCAGCUGUAGGAGAAGUUAUGGAACAUAAUAAAUCAUAGAUCAUCUAUACAUAUAUAUGAAAUAACUCAGAUAACUACGAACUGGAAGUGAGGUAUUAAACGUCAAAUAAGAUGUGGUUCCAUAAUAGAAAGGUGUACGAAAUAGAGAAAUAUAAAUCAGUCCUAGAUAGCCAAAAGUUUCCCUU